Messenger RNA from Arabidopsis arenosa, 531 nucleotides. The record is from the annotation of a GenBank genome assembly. Lineage: Eukaryota; Viridiplantae; Streptophyta; Magnoliopsida; Brassicales; Brassicaceae.
UUGUCUCUCUUUUUGGUUUUGGACCGUUUCAAUAUGAAAGAAGUUUACAGCUUGAGAACCCUACUGGUUCUUGAGAAUAUGAAAGUAAUUUGGUGGAAAUUUCUGUGGAUACAAGCAUGACUGCACCACAAGCUGCUGGUGUCAUUCAUUCUGACUUUGAGAAAGGUUUUAUUAGAGGUGAGACUCUGAGAUCAGAGGGUAAAGAGUACAUAGUUAAAGAAGGAGAUGUGAUGCUUUUCCACAAGCUACAGCUGAUACUUCAAAUACUUUGUGUGUGGGUUCAGUUUGAUGCUGCUUGGGCAUUGACAAACAUUGCUUCUGGGACUUCAGAGAAUACAAAGGUGGUCAUUGAACAUGGUGCUGUUCCUGAGGAGGUAAGUCCAUAAUUUAAUCUCAGUGCUUUUUGCACUCUUUCCGUAGUACAUGUCUGGAUCAUGAGAUUCUUGUAGUGUUAAGACCACCCAAUGAGCACCAGAUUACUCACAAUAUGACAAUAAACAAUGAAAGGGGGUAUAAAAUUGAAUUGACUCU